Messenger RNA from Cylindrotheca closterium, 1383 nucleotides. The record is from the annotation of a GenBank genome assembly. Lineage: Eukaryota; Bacillariophyta; Bacillariophyceae; Bacillariales; Bacillariaceae.
AUGAAAAUUUCUGGAGCUGCCGUUUUUGCCAUCGCCAUUGCAAGUGUUGAGGCUUUCUCUCCCGCAUCUGUCCAGCAGAGGAAUGGUGCAACUGCCUUGUUCUCCACCACUGAAGGGAGCAAACCAAGAACCAAAAAGGAAGGCCGAUUGGGCUUUUUCAAAUCAGAAAAGUUCCACAGAAAAGGAUUCAAGGAAGUGAGAGACAAUGUUGAAGACACUAUUAACGAACAAUACCAAUCAUCUCUAGUUGACGAUCUGAAGUCCAGCAACUAUGUUAUUGAAAAGGACAACGUCAAAGUUUACUUGGCCAAGGAUUUCGGUUUCUGUUGGGGAGUGGAGCGCAGUAUUGCUCUUGCGUACGAAGCCGUCAGGCAUUACCCAGAUAGGAAGUUGCAUAUCACAAACGAACUAAUCCACAACCCCGAAGUAAACGACCGCCUUACCGAAAUGAACGUCAACUUGAUUGAGAAAUUGGGCGAAGGAAAGAAGAACUUUGAUGUGGUUGAAGAUGGCGAUGUUGUCAUCCUUCCAGCAUUUGGUGCUUCUUACGAAGAGAUGGACUUUUUGGACAAGAAGAAUGUCGAAAUUGUUGACACCACCUGCCCUUGGGUUUCCAAGGUUUGGAACACUGUUGAUUCCCAUCAGCGCAAGGGACUGACAUCGAUCAUUCAUGGAAAGUACGGUCAUGAAGAAACUGUUGCAACUACCAGUUUCUGCGAGGAUUAUAUUUGUGUGAAGGACAUGAAGGAGGCAGAAAUGGUUGCCGACUAUAUGGCUAAUGGAGGAGACAGAGAGGAAUUUUUGAAGUACUUCAAGAAUGCUGUUUCCGAAGGGUUUGAUCCUGAUAAGAUGUUGGAGAAGGUUGGGCUUGCAAAUCAAACGACGAUGUACAAGAAGGAAACCAAAGCCAUCGGACAACUUUUCCAAAAGACCAUCAUGCAAAAGUUUGGACCAAGCAAGGUUGAUGAGCAUUAUUAUGAAUUUGACACUAUUUGUGAUGCAACACAGGAGCGUCAAGAUGCCGUCACAGAGCUUGUGGAGAACGGGAACGAUUAUGGCUUGGACUUCAUCUUGGUUGUUGGAGGCUGGGAUUCAUCUAACACAGCCCACUUGUUGGAAAUUCCACACCACCAGGGCAUCAGGUCUUUCCAUAUCAACCGUGCAGACUGCAUCAGUGCUGACAACACGAUUACCCAUCGCACAGUUGAAGGUGAAAUUGUCACAGAGCCUUUCUUGUUGAAUUUGGACAAGGAUUUGGUACUAGGAGUCACAUCUGGCGCAUCGACACCUGAUGCUGCCGUGCAAGACGCUUUGAGCCAAAUCUUUUUGCUCAAGAAGAUGCAAGAUGCUGCAAAAGAAGGGAGCGCAGUCAAGUCUGAUUAG